AUGGCCGGCACCACACCCAACAUCGACCAUGACCAAGAACUGGUUGCAUUGCUGGAUGCGCUGACGAUCAACCAACCCCCGAUCAGCAGCUACCAGUUUCAAAAUACGUUUGCGGAUAAUUUCACGAACUACCGUCCCUUCGUUAAUCGACAGCUAGCCAACGCUCAACGCCACCUUGAUAAUGGCGACGAAGAGACGAUUUAUGGCGACGAGGUCGCCGAUAUAAACACUGCCGAAAUCAUGGGACAACUGGUGGCGGCGUUCAAUCAAAAGUUGGACCUAGUGGUGGUGGAGGAAAUUCUUCGACCGUCGCCUAUGUGCUUCUCGAGUGAAUUAAACUUUGAUCAGUUCAAAAGAGGAGAGGCACCGCCAUUGUUCAAGGUGCUGGCACCGUUUCUUUCUCAGAUGAGACCAACAACGCCGUUUAUCACCAUCAAACGGGGGCUGGACCCCGACCCUUACUGUACCAUCUAUACCAAACAAAUGACUCGAGUGCGACGGGUGGUAUUUCAAUUCACUCCCCAUAAUGCCCCGGCGUUUGAGAUUGUAUCGUUCAUCAACCACUACCGUCCGUUUACUGACUUCAAUUACAAAAACACGCGGUUUCGAGUGUUUGGUACCCCGGUGACAUCAGGUUACAUUCUCGGCCACAAAAUUCGAUUAAAGCUCACGGUGGUGGAUGCUGAUAAACCGUCUUUGUGUGACAAUAUGGUCGAGAAAGAAAGAGGGAAGUUGAUCAAGCGCAAAGAGUCUAAUUUCGUGCCUGAUCCGACAAACCCUCUCAUCACUGAAGACGUUUACAAUUCCUACCAGGAAAACAUGGGCACAUCAUUUGUUAACGAAACAAUGCCCCCCUUUGGUGCGUUGAGCCAAACCGAAAGUGACUUGAAGUCCUCGUUGAAAAUACCCAAAAAGUUUUCCGAAGUGGCUACCAUAGACCUAUACCAAAGCCUGGUGGGUACUCUAGACGAGUUUGGCUUGAACGAAGACUCAGAAAUUCUCACGGCGGUGUUAUUAGGGUUGAGAGAGGUCACGGUGCGGAUGUCUUACAAGAUUCCUCAGCAGGAUACUCUACCUCUACGUCCAGACGUUGGCAAUCUCUUUGUAGCCACGAUGUAA
Molecule: messenger RNA, 1119 nt
Organism: Diutina rugosa
Lineage: Eukaryota; Fungi; Ascomycota; Pichiomycetes; Serinales; Debaryomycetaceae
Exons: 1
Coding region: 1-1119 (372 amino acids)
Source: RefSeq, a predicted model, not a curated record